GUGCCUAGGCCCGCCUCUACUCAGCACGUGUGUGUUACCGAGCUGGGAGUGACAGCUGCGGACUCGGCAUGGAGGGGAACAGCAAGAGCAGGAAGAGGGAGACCGAGAUCCUGGUAGAUGGUCCCACUUUGGAGUUUGAAUACAAUGAUUCAGACCAGUUGUCUGCAGAGUUUGCAGAACUUUACAGCUACACGGAAGAACCCGAGUUCAACCUUAACUGCAGAUGUUUUGAGGAAAGGUUUAGAGUUGAAGAUGAGGCAAGAUGGAUGUCCCUGGACGCAGCACAGCACAGAACUCAAGUCAUGUACCUCCUUGAUGAACUGGAGGUGGUGUCCCGGGAGAAGCGACUGUCAGCGGCUAGAGCUAUCCUCUACUUGGCACAAGGGGUGUUUGUAGAAUGUGAAAAUGAGACUGAUGUCCUCCAAUGGUCUCGAUACAACUGCUUCCUGCUUUACCAGAUGGGGACUUUUGCCGUCUUCUUGGAACUUCUGAACAUGGAAAUUGCGAACAGCCAGGCCUGCAGCAGUGCUCUAAGGAAGCCUGCUCUGUCAUUGGCAGACAGCACUGAACUCAGGGUGAUUCUAAGUGUCAUGUAUCUCCUGGUGGAAAAUAUAAGGCAGGAGUCGCCAGAAGAUGAUCCAGAAUGGAGUAUUCUGAGACAAACUUUCCACACAGAACUUGCUUUUCCAUCCAAUGGCGAGGAACCAUUUUCUCAUCUCCUCUUCACAAUGGUUGCCAAGUUCUGUAGUGGCCACUCUCCACAUUUUCCCAUGAAGAAGGUCCUGCUAUUGCUCUGGAAAGUUCUUUUGUUUACACUAGGGGGAUUCUCCGAGCUACAGAAGAUGAAGGAGCGAAAGAGAGCAGAGUUGGGUCUGCCACCACUGCAGGAAGACAGUAUACAAGUGAUGAAGAACAUGAGGCCCACUGCUCCUCCAUCCUAUGGAAUAGAAUUUGGCGAGCAGCAGAAGAGGGGGCGACGUAGCCGCAGGGACAGUCUUGAUGUCUAUAAUGAGAGAGACCCUUUCAAGAGCGAGGAAUCUGCAGGGGGGGACGAGGAUGAAAAUGAGGAUUCGGAGAACAUGGUGGAGGCAGAGUCUGAUGUACAAGAAAGGGAUGUCAUGUCACAGCCAAUGGCUUGCCUGAGAAUCCACACCGAGCGAGUGUGCUUCCCUAGGGGUCUUCCUUGGGCACCUAAAGUAAGAGAGAGAGACAUUGAAAAUUUCCUGGAGAUGAGUCGAAACAAGUUCAUUGGAUUCACAUUAGGGCAUGACACCGAUACGCUGGUAGGAUUACCACGGCCUAUUCAUGAGAGUGUGAAGAUUUUAAAGCAGCACAAGUAUGUUUCAGUUUCUGAUGUGCAGAUUAAAAAGGAACAAGGGCUGGAACAAUGUCCCAUGUCGCUGGGAGAGGAGGAGGUGGAGGAGACUGCAACAGAAUGUCUAUAUAAAGCCAUGUUGUUUAACAUACCUCAAUACAUGAUUGCCUUGUUGAAGAUACUUCUGGCAGCUGCUCCAACUUCCAAAGCCAAGACCGACUCCAUUAAUAUUCUGGCUGAUGUUUUGCCUGAGGAAAUGCCGGUCACUGUGCUGCAAAGCAUGAAACUGGGGAUCGACGUGAACCGCCACAAAGAGAUCAUUGUGAAGAGUGUAUCAGUGCUGCUGGUACUGAUGCUCAAACACUUCAAGCUCAACCACAUUUACCAGUUUGAAUACGUCUCCCAGCACCUGGUGUUUGCUAACUGCAUCCCUCUGAUCCUGAAAUUCUUCAACCAGAACAUUAUGUCCUACAUCUGUGCCAAGAACAGCAUCUGUCUUCUUGACUUUCCAUCCUGUGUCGUCCAUGAAUUGCCAGAGCUGACUGCUGAAAGUCUGGAGUCGGGAGACCAUAACCAAUUUUGUUGGAGGAAUCUUUUCUCCUGCAUCAACUUACUAAGAAUCCUUAACAAGCUCACCAAGUGGAAACAUUCCCGGACCAUGAUGCUGGUCGUGUUUAAGUCUGCUCCCAUCUUAAAACGAGCAUUAAAGGUUAAACAGGCCAUGAUGCAGUUAUAUGUGCUGAGGCUGCUGAAGCUCCAGACUAAGUACCUGGGCAGACAGUGGAGAAAGAGCAAUAUGAAAACCAUGUCUGCUAUCUACCAAAUGGUGCGGCAUAGAAUGAAUGAUGACUGGGCCUAUGGCAACGAUCUUGAUGCCCGACCUUGGGACUUCCAGGCAGAGGAGUGCACAUUACGGGGUAACAUAGAGAGCUUUAACAGCCGAAGAUAUGAGAAAAACCCCAACUCGGAGUUUGCCCCUGUAGACAACUGUCUGCAAAGUGUGUUGGGCCAGAGGAUUGAGCUCCCGGAGGAUUUUCAUUACACCUACGAGCUCUGGCUGGAAAGAGAAGUGUUCUCCAGGCCAAUCCAAUGGGAAGAACUGCUGCAGUAUUCCUGACUACCAAAUGUAGCCAUUCGGUCACAUCUUGUGUACUAUAUGGUGCUAUUCUGACACUGCACAAAAGGGGAAACCCAGAGUUCUAUGAAUAACCUGCAGGCAUUUUCUCUGCUAUGGGUCUUGAUGAAAAGAGUGCUUUGGAAAGGUCAGAGUCGUUUUCUAUUUGCACGGAAGUGGAACCACUUUGGUUUUUGCCGGUGCUUUGUUUUAGUGGGAACAGAUCUGUUUGCCAUGCAUCCCGUCCACAGGUUCCAAUUAUCUGAUGCCUUUGAUUCAAGUGCCUAGACUAAUGCUGACCAUACACUGUAUGAAAAAUCAGCAGAAGUUUUGUUUGUUUUUUGCCCAGUUAAUGUGCACAAAUCGGUUGGGAUGUUUUUAAGCAAAAAAAAGGACAAGUUUGGAAAUUUUCUGCCGAAUAAAUGAUAAAUUGAAAGGGUAAUGGCUUUCCAAACUGUUUGCACUAGGUAUAUGUGAAAAAAAUGAACAAAAAAUGUAUUCAUUUAUGUCCACUAAAAGAUUUAUAGGUCAUUACAUGAUGGCACUAUCCUUUGUUCCCACAGCUGAAUGUUUGUGCGAAAAACAGUGUAUGGCCAGCAUUAAUAUGAUGUCAUACUAGUCGGGUAAUUAGUGCCAAUAUUGGUGUAAAGCUUUUGGUUUAUAGCAGUUUUUCAGAUGGGUAAACUUGUCUUUUGUGUGUGUAAAGGAACUCUAGCAAUGUGAAGUUUUGAUUUAAUAUAAAAGUGAUUUUAAAGUC
Rana temporaria (common frog) is the source of this 3186-nucleotide messenger RNA. RefSeq names its product striatin interacting protein 2 (gene STRIP2). Bases 69 to 2432 code for a protein of 787 amino acids. Gene Ontology annotation, cellular component: cytosol. The record is from RefSeq and is a predicted model, not a curated record. Gene Ontology annotation, biological process: cytoskeleton organization. The transcript has 21 exons. Lineage: Eukaryota; Metazoa; Chordata; Amphibia; Anura; Ranidae.